This is a messenger RNA of Fusarium musae, 3627 nucleotides long. RefSeq lists its product as uncharacterized. Lineage: Eukaryota; Fungi; Ascomycota; Sordariomycetes; Hypocreales; Nectriaceae. Gene Ontology annotation, cellular component: peroxisome; cytosol; peroxisomal membrane. Gene Ontology annotation, molecular function: ATP binding; ATP hydrolysis activity. Gene Ontology annotation, biological process: protein import into peroxisome matrix. The coding region runs from base 1 to 3627 and encodes 1208 amino acids. The transcript is spliced from 2 exons. The record is from RefSeq and is a predicted model, not a curated record.
AUGCCUCCCAGACGAAAUGCGCAGUCCGUCUCGGCGGAGAUAUCCCUAUCUCACCUCAAGAGCUGCUUGGUCAACCUUCCUACAUCACUGGUCUCCCUCCUAGUCAAUGUCAAUACUCCUGCACAAAAUGUCAUCAUCGAGCUCAGCUAUCGUGAGGCCUCGCCGACAGGAGCCGGCUCCCAGCAGCGCUCAAUAUUCGUAGGAUGGACAGGUAUGCCCAGCAAGAGGAGGACCGCUCCUCCUGGGGCCCGCGAUGGACCCAAUGGCUCGCGGUCAUCCCGCGAUCAGGAGGUUCAGCUUGUCGAACUCGAUGCCACACUAGCCAAGUCACUAGGUAUAUCAGAAGGGCAGAAGAUCACGGCCACCAUUCAUCUUGAUCCUCCGCUGGCGCAUACGAUCAACAUUGAACCCCUUACACCGGAGGACUGGGAGAUCAUUGAGCUACAUGCGACAUUUCUUGAACUGAACCUCAUCUCUCAAAUUCGAGCGCUCCCGAACCCGCUAUACAAAAUUGGCGACAACCCCGUCGAGCCCCAUGCGUUGACACUGCAUCUAUCUCCGACAUCGACUGCAAGUAUUAAAGUCAUUUCGCUGGACCCUUCACCCCCGGCCGACGUGCCAUUCGCAAAGAUAUCUCCCGAUGCCGAGGUCAUCGUUGCACCAAAGACGAGGCAAAAGAGCUCGCACAGCUCAGGCGACCACCGCAGCGUAGCCAGCACUUCCAAGUCCAAACGAAGCGCGACCAGUACGGUGCGCCGGCGAAGCGCCAAGGAAGAGCGGAGGCCUACUAUGUUUCUGCGUGGUCUUGACCGAAGCUCAUGUGAAGAAUGGUUUGAUGAAGGACCCCUGGUUCAGGACAUGAGUGUUUGGGUUGAUCACGACCUUCUCUCCGGCGAAGCCUUCAAAGGGGUCAACUAUGUCGCGGUCGAUGUUAUUAGACCAGCUGGUCUGCAACAGCCCCAACCAGAAGAAGGUGGCGUUCCUGCUGGGACGACUGCGGCCACAAAAGUCAUUGCUCAUCUCAGAUCAUGGAUUGAUCCUCCCAACAGUCAAUCAGUUGCUCUUUCGUCGUCCCUUUGUGCAAGUCUUGGGUGUUCUGGCAUGGUUGGCGGGAUAGUCAAGCUUCAAGCAGCUCCACAGCAACUCCCCAAAACUGCGGUUCAGAGCAUCAAGGUUUUUCCUUUCGCCACAAAUGCAAAGACGGUCGAAGGCCUCCGGUUUGGUGGAGAAUCCAAGGCUGAGAAGGAAGAGUCUGCGAAGCGGUUCCGACAAAUCUAUGCCGCUACUAGAGGUACUGACGGGCUUCUUCAAGGGCCUCUGACAGACGGCUCCAUUAUUAGCUUAUACGGCGGUCUUGAUCCUCCUCAGGGGUGGGAAGGCGGCAUCAUUAAAUUUGCCUUUGGUGGUGAUUUUCAGGAGAACAAAGACGCUGCGAAUUGGCUUCUUGGACUCGAUACUAAACUCCCGAUUGACUUUCAGCCACCAACCCCUCGGCCAUCAUGGCUGACCGAAACGGAUGGGUUUGAGCGUCAACCAACCCACGAUUCUCUCCUUGUUGGAAUCGACUCCUUGCUGGAUAGUUUACAGUCUAAUCUUGUCCACCUUUCUUCGGUCCUUCUCACUGGUGGCAUGGGAUCCGGAAAAUCUUCAAUUGCUCGACACUUGGCACAAAAACUUCGACAAGAUUCAUUAUUCCAUACAUUAUACUACCCUUGUCGGAAACUAGUCAAUGACGAGACACGGAUCUCAACCAUAAAGGAAACUUUGAACCGCUUGUUCGCCACUGCCAGCUGGGGUGCACGCUUGAACGGAAAAGCUGUGGUAGUUCUUGAUGACCUGGACAAGCUUUGUCCUGUAGAAACCGAACUUCAGGUUGGCAAUGACAAUGGAAGGAGCAGGCAAGUCGGUGAGAUCCUGUGCUCGAUCGUCAGGCAAUACUGUACCCGUGACAGCGGUGUUGUUCUCCUGGCCACAGCUGAGGGCAAGGAGUCGAUCAAUGGUGUUGUAGUCAGUGGCCAUGUCGUGCGCGAGAUCGUCGAACUCAAGGCGCCCGAUAAGGAAUCGAGACGCCGAGUGAUGGAAUCUAUCGUUAUGCAGGAUGCCAUAACGGCUGACGAAGCUCAGACACAGUUCAGCGAUGAAAGCCGACCACAAACUGCCGACGGCAGCAUGACGGAGGACAGUGGUGCUUGGAUGGAUGGCGCUAGUCAUGCAAGCAAGGAGAGUCAUCCGACAAAGACGAGCGGCUUCAUCUUGGACCCAGAUCUUGACUUCCUUGACAUUUCUGGGUCUACAGACGGCUACAUGCCCGGCGACAUCAAUGUCCUUGUGUCUCGUGCGAGGAACGAGGCUAUCAUUCGUGCCAUCGCUGAGUCGCCAGACUCGACAGGCGCCAUUCACUUGGCAAGGGCUGAUUUUGACAAGGCUCUCAAGGGGUUCACGCCAGCCUCAUUGAGGAAUGUGUCGCUGCAGAGUUCGUCAACAAGCUUCAAGUCGAUUGGAGGACUGCAAGAGACACGACAAGUGCUCUUGGAGACGCUACAAUACCCAACUAAAUAUGCGCCAAUCUUUGCGCAGUGUCCGCUACGCCUUCGAUCCGGCCUUCUUCUUUACGGAUAUCCUGGUUGCGGUAAGACACUUCUUGCCAGCGCUGUUGCCGGCGAGUGUGGCCUCAAUUUCAUCAGUGUCAAGGGCCCUGAAAUUCUGAACAAGUAUAUCGGUGCCUCUGAGAAGAGUGUUCGAGAUCUGUUUGAUAGGGCCCAGGCGGCGAAGCCAUGUGUACUCUUCUUCGAUGAGUUUGACUCCAUUGCACCCAAGAGAGGACACGACUCUACGGGUGUUACGGACCGUGUGGUCAACCAGCUUCUUACACAGAUGGAUGGUGCCGAAGGGCUGUCCGGUGUCUACGUGCUGGCAGCUACUUCACGACCUGACCUGAUCGAUCCUGCUCUUCUUCGUCCCGGCCGUCUGGACAAGUCUUUGUUGUGCGAUAUGCCUUCUCUGGACGAUCGUGUUGACAUUAUCAAGGCGCUGUUUCAAAAAGUCAGACUCUCGGAUGAGUUGACCGAAUCCGAUGGGCCACUGACGGACAUUGCUCGCCGUACUGAGGGCUUCUCGGGUGCUGACCUUCAGGCUCUUGUUUCCAAUGCUCAGCUCGAGGCUAUUCACGAUGUUUUGGAUGUUGAUGGACCUACAGUUACUUCUAAACGACCCAACGGAACCAAUGGAAAGUCGAAUACCACACCUAGCUUCGUCCAGUUCCGUUAUGGUAAAGACGCCAAACCUCUGACUGAGGCGACGCCAAAAAGCAAGUCUGCUGCUCUGGUGGAGAACGCAUCUAUUUUGGCAAAGCUUGAAGAGAUCAAGAUAGCUCGUAAGAAGUUGAAGCAAAUCCAUGGGGCUCCCGCCGCCAACACAGACGCCAAGGCGCAAAGCAGCGAUCAGAGGGAAGUGGUGAUUGAAUGGGACCACCUCAUAAAGGCUCUGGAUAACACACGGGCGAGUAUCAGUUCUGAGGAGAAGGCCAGAUUGCAGAGGAUAUAUACCGAGUUUGUUGUGGGUAGAAGUGGCCAAAUGAAGGAUGGGCAGGGAAGCAUGGAGAUUGGAGGCCGAAGCAGCUUGAUGUGA